UGGAUUACUUGAGGCCUUCUUUAUACUAUGAUAUCAGUCACUACUGGAUACUAUGCCAGAACACUUCUUGUUUACCCUCGGAUUAGUUUAUAUUUCAUUGGAUUAUUGUUGGUUCAGUACACAUGCUCGGCGCUUGGCAUAGUGGACGGUUCACUGGAUUCGAAGAUUCCUUCUCUCUGGUACGACGUGCAUGCAGACAGUGCCUAUUCAUCCUUCCCAUCAACCACGACAUGGCCCCUCCAUUCCGCCAAUCUGGCGCGGUACUUCCAUCGACGAACGCGUCGGGGGAGCAGCAAUGCAGUGCCUUCACCACCACGGGUUGUCCCCGACUUGCCAACUUCUGUUAGGUUUUUCGAUCGAACUGGCUACCAAAUACGGUGCCGCGCAACCGGCUAUCCACCACCCACAAUUCGUUGGUUCUGGUUACCUACCACCAAUGGCGGACAAAUGUUACCUGCAUCGCCCGACCAUUUGAUAAUGCUGUCUGCCAUCGAAGUGCCCAUUGGCGACGGAUCGAACUUCUCCGAGGUCGCAUCGUUAUCACGCUCUGCUAAUCAUUUGGAAGCAAGCUCAUCGGUCGCGGGACAUCCCGUGCCCGGUGGAUUGGAGUCAAGCUACUAUUCAUCGUUCGAGCGUGACCAGGUCAACGAGCUAUUGGACCAAGUCGUAUCCACCAAAUCGAUCGUCGUCGGUGAUGGCUGGCUCAACUUCACCGCAGCAGGUGUGGCUGCAAUGCGAUGGGUUUUAUUUUGUCAAGCUGAAAAUUAUUUGGUUCCACUGCCCGACGAAAACCUUCGAAUCAUCUACAACACAUUUCACAUUGAUCCAGGACAAAAGGCGGUCAUAUCUUGCCAUCCGGAACAGUCCAUCUUUAAUCGAUUUUUGAAAGUUCAUUACUGGGAAAUUUACAUGAACGGCACGCUGAUUCACACUGUCGAUCACUCAUUUGACCGAUUUAGCAUGAUCAACGUUACCAAGCACCCAGAACUUCACAUUCGUUCGGUUACUGAGGCGGAACUGGAAGGUCUGGAAGUCCGGUGUGUUCUGCAAUCGAUCGUAGACGAGUCUGUGAAGGUCGAGAGGCCUGAGCGAGGCCGCUUACGGCGUCUCCGGAUGGGGUUAUUCUACACAGAACAACGGAGCGUCAGUAGUGACGUGGAUGUUCUUCGGGGUUCAACUGUGGAACUUCCUUGGGCUGUGGAAGGCAAAGCCCCUGUCGGCGCCAACUGGUUUUACGUGAAUACACUGACAGGAGUUCGUUAUCUGUUGAGCUCAGACACGCCGCUACCGUUGCCCGAUGGAUCUGGAAAGGGAAUCUCCCCAACGAACAGUAGCCAGCACUCGUAUGGUGGACGGAAAGUGCCUCGGUUCCUACCGGGUGGUACGGAAUACGAACUGGUGAACGGCGCUUACGGGAACUUGAGGCUGAUCAAUUUGUCUGUGGCCGAUUCCGGACAGUUUAUGGUUGAAGUCCCGUACUCAGCACGUCCACAAGUCAAGUAUACAGUCCAAGUCAGAGCCCCUCUUGGUGUGAAAAUCACCCCGAGUCAGCGUACUGUAGACUGGGGCAGCCAUGUUGAACUGGACUGCAUUGUGAGUGGUAAUCCUCGUCAUUUGGUCUACUGGCUCCACAACGGUCGUCCUGCACCUCGACGACAUCAUGUGCGAACUGUCUCCGGCCCAGCGGCAGCAACCGCUUCGGCAACAGAAUAUGUUGCAACGCCGAAAUCCCUCGAUUCUCUCUCGCAGCGUUUGAUAAUUGAGGCGUUCACUCUGGAGGAUGUUGGCGUUUAUCAGUGUGUCGUGGAAAAUGGACAAACUGUGGGAUCGCUUGCUUCGAAUAUGUUGCCAACACUGACGGGAUCGUUCCACAGUGAUGCUCCAGCGACAGGCUCCAGUGAGAGUCCAGAUCGGGACCUGACACAUCCACCCGUGUCCCUACCAACUGCGGGUGAAGUAUUACGUGACUUGACCGACAACGCACAGGCAACUGCCCUCCUCUUGAUGGGCAAAAUGCGUCCCUCGUUAAAGUGGCAACAUCCGGCGGUUGAACCGACUUCGAUCAAAGCACAGGUACUUCUUUCUAUCCAUUCGGUGGCCACUACCAACGUGACACUGGAAUGUCGGUUUGCCGCCAAUCCAACACCCAAAAUCGAUUGGUUUCGGGACGAUCUACCGAUUCCUCUGGAACAAGCUGGUGUUAUUGCUCCUGAACUGGCCGAGGACACAUCCACUCCCUACACUCUCAUCACUCGAUUGAGAAUCGAUAUACGGAAGGCACCGAAUCUUGAAGAACUGUGGGUCUUUGGCGGUGAGUAUCGAGCUGUGGCUACUAAUCCACAUGGAGAAGCGGACUGUCGUACCUACGUGCUCUUGGAAACCCCACUUCGUCUACGCCCGAUGGACGCGUUGAAGGUGGCCAUCGCUGGUCGAGCACAUACGCUGAAGUGUUAUUUUAUUGGAAGUGGAAUACCGGCACUUCAGUGGCAUCGCAUCAAGAACGGUCGAGAGAUUCAGCGUAUCCCUGUGGAUCACAGACAUCAUCUGCUCGAAGACGGUCGUGUGCUGCGAAUCACGGAAAUCAGUCAAGAAGAGGACGAGGCGGAAUAUCGAUGUACCGCGAUCUUGGGGGACCAUUCGGCGAAUAGCACGGUGAAAUUGAAAGUCUCGCAUGCACCGCGGCUGUUUGAACUUCCACAGACAAGACAAGUAAAAUACACGCACGACACGCUGUCCUACAGUUGCACUUUACAGAACCGCGCUGACAAACCGUGGUACGCUUGGUGGGAAUUCCAACAUGAGGGUACAAACGCCCUUAUCCCCUUGCCAGCAUCGAAGCAGGACAGAUACAAUGAAUUUGUCGUCUCGUACAUGGAUGACCUGGUAUCGCGAUCCGAAGGUCCCCCAUGGCGUCUGCCCGACAGUCUUCGUGAUAAAGUCCCUUUAUUCGCACAAAGCGAACCGAAUGCCGGGGUGCAUGUCUCUGUGAACAAGCUACAGAAGGAGAAACAUCAUGGAAAUUUGACGUGCGUCGUUGUGAACGAAGUUGGUGAGGAUAGGCAAUCCAUCCGAAUCACUUUCAUCCCCGAAUUGGAAUUCGCGAUCCGACCACCGAACAAUCAAGAUGUGACUUUGGGACAAACGAUGUCCAUCGAUUGUGCAGCCAAACCCUCCGACUUAAAACCAGUUGUGGAAUGGAAAUAUCUGCAAAAAACAACUGGCAACUACGUCGGUGUGACUGAGCUUUCCGAAGCCACCAACGGCCGCAUUCGACAGUACUCCAACGGCACACUCCUGUUGUCGAACGUCGACGAGUCGGAUCCACGUGAAUUUCUCUGCUUCCUUAAACCUGGCCGUCUAUCAACGGCCGCUCAACGAAGCUCAGCUGUAAAUCUCGAGGUCCAUGUCCCGGCACGAAUCGAUCCUAUCGAUCAUGUGGAAAGAGUCCGCGGUUCAAGAUUCAACCUCACUUGCAGUGUUCACGGGGACCCCGAUGAUCUUCAAGCAGCCUGGUACUACCGCCCGUCUGGGCGAACAAAAUGGCAACUGAUCGACAAGCCCUGCGUUGUUCCUUGGUCCGUACUGGAUAAGGAACAUUCACCCGACGGGAUGACUUCACCUCCCGCGCAUUAUGACCAGUCUAGUGAUGGCUCUCUCACGCCGGACAGUUCCGAUGAGCAUUCCAGUUCCGUCGACUGCCAAAGUUUCGCCAAUGAAGGUCUUGAAAGUGGCAUUCUAUUUCGACAGGUGGCUUUCUUCAAACCAAACAAACGUGGACUGGACAAACAGCUCCAAUUCAUCAGCGUCAAAGAAGCACACAUGGGCGAGUAUCUGUGUCGAGCGUCCAACCGAUUCAACCGGGAUUCUCAGGGAGCCCGAACUGAAGUCGAGGUUUUCGUUCGACUGACAGUCAUUUCUGUCCCCGGACCUGUGAACAUCGUCUACAACAGCUCGCGAACCACUGCCACAACCGUGUUCUUCGAAUGGCAUGCUCCAACUCACGAUGGGAACAAGCCGAUCCGCAAGUAUCGAAUUCGAUAUGCUCCGUCGGAACCCAGCAAACUUACUAUGAGCCGAGGACCACAGCCAAAUGUCACCGAGAUAGAAGUGGACGAGAGUACGCGUCAAAUCCUGUUGGAGGGUUUACGCCCCUACACCAUGUACAGGAUCACUUUGGUUGCGAUCAACGACGUUGGGCCCAGCGAAGAGAACGUGCUACCUUUGACCACGCAAGAAUCGAAACCUGAUGGACCCGUACGUCGUCUGGUCGCCAACGGUACGGCUUCCGACACGAUCGCAGUGAGUUGGGACAAUCCGGCCCCGGAACAUCUGAAUGGCAACGUGGAUCGCUACUGGGUUUGUCGACAACGUGUGAACGCAACCUUUUCCACAAGUGAAUUAGCCCGGCUCAGUUGGCCUGCUGACUCUCCUGAUCAUAUGAGUGGCCAACCUGUCCGGGGACGAUUUGGACAUGUGCAUUGUGCCAAAAUUCUCCGUCAAAAAGACUAUGAAGUAACCGGGCUGCCCAAGUUCACGGCUUACGCGUUCCGUGUGAUCGCGUUGAACAGCAAAGGCUCUUCUCCGCCGGCUUUCACUCAAGCUCGGACUCUGGAGGAUUUGCCACAAGCCCCGCCCACGGAUGUCACGUGCACGUCCCAGCAGCACAGUAUCACUGUUUCGUGGAAUCCCCCACAUCCGGAUACAAUCAACGGGAUUUUAACAGAGUACCAUGUCCGAUACUUUGCUGCAAAUGUGUUUGGAGACGAAACGACCUCAGUCAAUCAGGCAGUUCAAGGUCAGACGACAGUAACCUUGGCGGGACUUUUGGCGUUCACCAACUACUCCAUCCAAGUCGCUGUCAGUAAUCGCAAGGGACGAGGUCCAUCAUCUACUCGCAUCAUUUGUCGGACCAAGGAAGCUCCACCAACCGCCCCUGAUCGUGUCAAAGCAACCCCGUUGAAUGCAUCGUGUCUGGUCGUUUCUUGGUCCCACCCACGAAAACCGCAAGGUCUCACAAAACAAUACUGCAUCGAAGCAAUCCCAUUGAUCAAAGCUCCACAGGAUGGCCUCAUCAGUUUGAGUGCGUCCGCAUCGCCUGAGCGCGGCAAGGCUUUGUGUGUACGGCCGGACUUCUCGAUGUCCUACAACCAGUAUACUUAUUGUGGUCUAAUGGAACAAAGACCUUACAACAUUUCUGUUCGAGCGACCAAUCAUUUCGAGGGGCACAAGGCCUGGACUGGUCCGGUCUACCCUGUAGCCAAUCCUCCACCAGGAAUUAUCUCAAUAGGUGGCAAACUGCAAGUGCAGAACAAAAUGCCCGUCAGCAUGGAUUGUUUGGUUACGACCAACUAUCCUGUGCGCUGGAGCUAUCCACUGGACGACUUAGACGGCAUCUCACUUUUGGACAACGGCACUUUGUCGAUCAAGAGCACGGAAACUGCUCACAGUGGGACCUAUCAAUGUACUGUGCUCUCAGACACCAUCACUUAUGAUUUGGUUGUGCAGGAACCACCUCGGAGGCCGAUCUGGCACAAAUUCACCCCCAGUCUUCGUGGCAUUCAAGCCGAAUGGCUCUCUCCCGGUUCCAAACGACUGGAUGCACCCAUUUUGUGGUUCUAUUUGAACUGGACCAACGCUUACACGGGCGCUCAAGACACAGUCCAGCUCCCGGCUGACCAGCGCACCUACUAUCUUUCUAAUUUGACCUGCGCGACUACGGUGAAAUUCCAAUUGUGUGCCGCAAACAAAGUGGGCAACAGCUCGCUCACUGAAGCCACUUCGUGGACUACAUUGGGUUCCGCUCCACAAGCCGCAAACGCAGCGCAGGUGAUCCCUACUCAUCUGCGGUCGCAGACUGCCGUCACGUUUAACCUGUCCAGCUUCCUUCCGGGGAGUGGUUGCUCGCCGCUAUUCUACCGUCUGUUGAUUGCCCCGUCAGAGGAUGGUCAGUUCGGUUUGAAACAAACGGUCAUUAAUCGGACAUUAACGCGAGCCGAUCUAAUCACCUUGGACGGUUUAGAUCGUGAGAGGUGCUGCUACAAUGUGACCAAUUUGAAUCCGGGGGUCCAUUAUCACUACAAGAUUGUAGCCACGAAUCCGGCUGGUUCUGCCAGUAUCCAGGGUCAAUUCUGGACGUUUACGGUUUUCGGGCAUGAACCGAUGCUUCGUCAAACACGUCUCCUCGGCAAAUCCGGCCUACUCCAGCAGCCCACAGUCAUCAUUCCGAUCACCAUCCUAUUCGCUAUCUUGCUCAUCGUCCUGAUCGCCCUCCCGUUCCUCUGUCGACAUCGCCGCCUGGAAGAACAUCUUCAUCCGGCCAAGGAAGUAACGCAAUGUCGAAAUCAGCUGCGUCCUGACGAGGAGGCGACGAAUCAAGCUCCCGGCGGAUUGCAGCACCCCUAUCAUUCGUAUCAGUUCACACGACCAACCCGUUCCGGCCUGCCACCGAUUCCGACCACGCAAGCGGACUCCCAAGCUAGCACGGUUGUGUUGACUGGUCGAUUAAACUCAGGUGGUCGUGGCUUAUACAGUUGGUUCAGUAGUAAACGGACUCGACACUAUGACCGUGGUCGUCCCGCGCCGGAUCAGACAGACAUGGUGAAAUCUGCUCAGCUUUGUGAGCCUCCAGAAGAAGACAGGCUAUCCACCAACUCGAUUGACAGUGAGGGCAAUAUUAACCCAUAUGCGACCUACGCGGCGAGUGGAUUCCCCGAAUUGACUGGACAAGUCGGAACCGUAUCCGGUGUGAGUGCGCCGGGGAAUAAGACGCUUGCGACCAGUGGAGAUCCAACUGCUGAGGCCACCACGCGAACAAGAGACUCGUCAAGGAACCCACAAUCUGCCUUGGACUCGUCUAGGCUAUGGAAUACUUCCAGACAACGAGGUAACCGUUUCGUGGCUUACCUAUUGCUUAUGUCAUUGGCUCAUCUGGUUACUUCCAUGCCUUGCUAA
Opisthorchis viverrini is the source of this 6951-nucleotide messenger RNA. RefSeq lists its product as hypothetical. Bases 28 to 6951 code for a protein of 2307 amino acids. The transcript is spliced from 32 exons. The record is from RefSeq and is a predicted model, not a curated record. Gene Ontology annotation, biological process: cell-cell adhesion. Gene Ontology annotation, molecular function: protein binding. NCBI's taxonomy places the organism in Eukaryota, Metazoa, Platyhelminthes, Trematoda, Opisthorchiida, Opisthorchiidae.